Molecule: messenger RNA, 1092 nt
Organism: Bicyclus anynana (squinting bush brown)
Lineage: Eukaryota; Metazoa; Arthropoda; Insecta; Lepidoptera; Nymphalidae
Gene: Wdr92
Product: dynein axonemal assembly factor 10
Exons: 6
Coding region: 4-1077 (357 amino acids)
Molecular function (GO): ubiquitin binding
Source: RefSeq, a predicted model, not a curated record
GACAUGGACAAUGAGCACACACCUCAAAUAAUAACUCAUAUAGAGCACAAUAUGAAUCAUUGUUUAUUUGAUUGUAAAUGGAUACCGUGUUCCGCAAAAUUUGUUGUCAUUGGAUCGUUGCCCAAAGGGACAGGCAUUCUAGAGAUAUUUGAAAUUACUUCCGGGGAACUGAAGAAGGUGAAAGAGAUAGAGAGGCCAGUUUCGUUCAAAUGCGGCACUUUUGGAGCUAGCAGCGACGUGGAAAGGCGCCUUGCAACCGGCGACUUUAAGGGCACUUUAGAAAUAUGGGACUUAGAGAAGAGUUGUCAAGUUUACAUUACCAAAGAGCAUACAGAUAUUAUUAAUUCAAUUGAUGGAAUGGGCGGUAACAUUGUCAAUUGUGGUGCUCCUGAAAUAGUCACAGGGAGCAGAGAUGGUACAGUAAAGGUAUGGGACCCUAGACAAAAGGGUAAACCAGUGGCCAAUAUGCAGCCAGCGCAAGGCGAGACACGGCGCGACUGCUGGACUGUGGCGUUUGGGAAUUCCUUCAAUGAUGCAGAGAGAAUAGUUGUCGCUGGCUACGAUAAUGGCGACUUGAAGAUGUUUGACCUGCGGACCAUGUCGCUCAGGUGGGAGUGCAAUUUGAAAAAUGGGGUGUGUUUCACUGAAUUCGAUCGCAAGGAUAUACCAAUGAAUAAAUUGGUAGCGACCACAUUAGAAGGCAAAUUCCAUGUAUUUGAUGUAAGAACACAAAACCCUUCCAAAGGCUUUGCUCAGGUUUUAGAUAACUCAGCAAAAAGUGGUACAAUAUGGGUGGCGCGACAUCUGCCGCAGAACAGAGAUGUGUUCAUCACAUGCGCGGGCAAUGGACAGGUGUCCCUGUGGAAAUACAAAUACCCCGAGCAAAGGUUCCAAGUGGACUCUACCGGCGUGGCGGUGGGCGUGGCCGGCAAGCUGCAGCGCCUGCAGCGGAUGGUGAUCAGCUCGCAGCCAAUCAACGCGCUGGACUGGAACCGCGACCACGCCGGCCUCGCCGUCGCCACCGCGUACGACCAAUACGUCAGAGUGCUUGUUACUACUAAGCUUAAUUUACAAUAAAUACUAUUAAAAUAA